GGUCGCCCAUAUAGUAUAUAUAUAAAAAAAAAGGCGUCCAGGCGGAGCACGUCUGUGUUCGUCAGAACCGGAGUUCCAGUGUUCGAGUGUCCAGGUGUCCAGAAGCGCCCCGCGAGCCUGACAAUGGUAGUCCACAAGGAGUUCCAGAAUGCCGGGAAGACCCCAGGCCUCGAGAUCUGGCGCAUCGAGAGCAUGGACCUGAAGCCUGUUCCCAAGCAGCACUAUGGAAGUUUCUAUGAGGGCGACGCCUACGUUGUCAUGCACACCACCCGUGCGCCCUCUCACAGCAUUCACAUGUGGCAUGGAAAGCAGUGCUCUCAGGACGAAAGCGGCGCGGCAGCCAUCUUUGUCACCCAGCUGGACGACCACCUCGGCGGCGGCCCAGUCCAGUUCUGUGAGCAACAGGGCAACGAGUCCAUCACCUUCCUGAGCUACUUCAAGUCCGGAAUCAAGUACAUGAAAGGGGGCGUGGCUUCUGGCUUCAAGCAUGUGGUGACCAAUGAGGCAAACGUGAAGCGCCUGCUGCAUGUCAAGGGCCGGCGUGUCAUCCGGGCCACCGAGGUGCCCUUGUCCUGGAGCAGCUUUAACCGGGGAGACUGCUUCAUUGUGGACCUGGGCAAGGAUGUGUACCAGUGGUGCGGGAGCGAAUGCAGCCACUUUGAACGGUUGAAGGCCUCGCAGGUGGCCAUUGAUAUCCGUGACAAUGAGCGCGGCGGUCGAGCGAAAUUGAACAUAGUGGAAGACGGGAGUGAACCGGAUGCUCUCUUGCAGGCUCUCGGUCCCAAACCCAACAUCCCCGCUGGGACUCCUGACGACCAGGCUGUCGAAACGUGCAAUAAGAACAAGGGAUCUCUAUAUAUGAUCUCCGAUGCCUCUGGCGCCAUGAAGUCCUCUCUGGUGGCCCAGUCCAGCCCUUUCAAGCAGGAGAUGCUUUCUCUCAGCGAGUGCUACAUCUUGGACAACGGGGUCGAUGGAAAGAUCUUUGUGUGGAAAGGACCAGAUUCCAACAUGGCAGAGCGCAAAGCUGCCAUGUCUGCCGCUCAAAAUUUCAUCAAAGAAAAGAACUAUCCAAAAUCCACCCAGAUCCAGGUGCUGCCAGCAGGUGGCGAGACCACCUUGUUCAAGCAGUUCUUCUCCAACUGGAAGGACAAAUAUCAGACCACAGGGCCCAGCAAACCCUACGUAAUCGGACGCAUCGCCAAGAUCGAGCAGGUUCCCUUCGACGCCUCCACCCUCCACUCCAAUUCCGCGAUGGCAGCCCAGCACGGCAUGGUGGACGAUGGUUCUGGAAAAGUCCAGAUCUGGCGGGUUGAGGGUGGAGACAAAGUGGCCGUGGAUCCCGCCACUUAUGGCCAGUUCUUUGGAGGAGACUGCUACCUAAUCCUGUACACCUACAAGCAAGGGGGCAAGGAGCAGCACAUCAUCUACACAUGGCAGGGGCUGAAGUGCACCCAGGACGAACUGGCCGCUUCUGCCUUUCUCACGGUGAAGCUGGACGAUUCCAUGGGAGGGGCGCCAGUUCAGGUGCGUGUGACUCAGGGUCAGGAGCCAGCCCACCUGAUGAGUCUGUUCAAGGGCAAGCCCAUGAUCAUCCACCAAGGUGGGACAUCCCGCAAGGGGGGCCAGACCCAGACUGGCAGCACGCGCCUCUUGCACAUCCGCCAGAGCUCCUCUCGCGCCACCCGUGCUGUGGAGGUGAAACCCUGUGCCUCCUCCCUGAACACCAACGACGUGUUUGUGCUCAAGUGCCCCAGCACCACAUAUGUGUGGAGGGGCACGGGUGCCAGCAGCGAAGAGGCAGCUGCCGCCAAGCAUGUGGUCGGCGUCCUGGGAGGAAGUGCCACCGAUGUGGCGGAGGGCAAGGAGCCAGAGGCAUUCUGGUCAGCUCUGGGUGGGAAGAAGCAGUACCAGACCUCAAAGAGUCUGCAGAAAACAAUCAAACCCCCACGCUUGUUUGGCUGCUCCAACAAGACGGGUCGGCUCGUUGCGGAGGAGGUCCCUGGAGACUUCACUCAGUCUGACUUGGCCACUGAUGAUGUCAUGUUACUGGACACUGAUGAACAGCUCUAUAUCUGGGUCGGUAAAGAUGCCAAUGAUACGGAGAAAGCUGGAGCUCCAAAAAUAGCCCAGGAAUACCUGGCCUCUGACCCCCGCGGUGGCCGUAGCAUCCCCAUAGUCACAAUCAAGCAAGGGUCAGAGCCCAUGACCUUCACUGGCUGGUUCCUUGCUUGGGACACCAGCCUGUGGGAUAAGGACCCCCUGGAGCGAAUCAGAGCUAAUUUCUAAACCCCAACCAAGGGUUGCACUUUGAUUACACAUUCCCAUAUUUCCUUCUUUAUGCAAUAUACAUACGCAUCAGGCAGAGCCUAUAUGUUACUCCAGAAACAUGGUGAAGUGUCUCUUACAGUUCAGUUUUUUUUGCUUAUGUGCAGAUCUCUUUCCCACAGUGAGACUGUUACACACCACAGUGCCUGUUACAUAAAAAGAGUAGAAAUGAAAUCACCAAAAUCACAAGUGGUAAGAUGUCCAACUGCACUCAGGCAACUUAAAUGGAUGCUUUUUAAACAUGUUUUUUAAUGUACUUACAGCUUAGAAAUGCAAGCCUUUCAGCUCUUUGCCCUCAUGCCUUACGCUGAGCAAUAUAUGUGACAGUAGUUGGAGAGAGGUGUAUCUCGCAGGGCUGCUGUUAAAUGGCAGUUUGUUACUUUAUUCCAGAGGUCUUCGGAAUGCAACUAUGUUUGGAUUUUAUUAAAAUCUUUUGUUCUCAGA
Messenger RNA from Scleropages formosus (Asian bonytongue), 2769 nucleotides. RefSeq names its product gelsolin-like. The coding region runs from base 124 to 2286 and encodes 720 amino acids. Gene Ontology annotation, biological process: cell projection assembly; central nervous system development; actin filament severing. The transcript has 17 exons. Gene Ontology annotation, molecular function: actin filament binding; phosphatidylinositol-4,5-bisphosphate binding. Lineage: Eukaryota; Metazoa; Chordata; Actinopteri; Osteoglossiformes; Osteoglossidae. Gene Ontology annotation, cellular component: actin cytoskeleton; cytoplasm. The record is from RefSeq and is a predicted model, not a curated record.